Coregonus clupeaformis (lake whitefish) is the source of this 6210-nucleotide messenger RNA. Its product is annotated as axin-1-like. NCBI's taxonomy places the organism in Eukaryota, Metazoa, Chordata, Actinopteri, Salmoniformes, Salmonidae. The record is from RefSeq and is a predicted model, not a curated record. Gene Ontology annotation, biological process: negative regulation of canonical Wnt signaling pathway.
CAUCUGGGGGGUCUAGGGGUGGGGAUGGACCCCCACAGCCACUUCACAGAGCACGCCCCUCGGCCCCCCGUGCCUGGAGAAGAGGGGGGUGACCGUGACCCCCACCGCCUCCCCUCCAGCCAUGGAGGCCGCCCCACCACCCAGUCCACCUACUACCCCCCCUCCAAAACAGACCCCUCCUUCCGUAGUAGCGAGCCCCCAUCCUCGGCCACCCCCACUCCCAGGCGGCCGGACCUGGACCUAGGGUACGAGCCUGAGGGCAGCGCCUCCCCCACGCCUCCCUACCUGAAGUGGGCCGAGUCGCUCCACUCUCUCCUGGAUGACCAGGAGGGCAUCCAGCUGUUCAAGGGCUUCCUGAGACAGGAGGGCUGUGGGGACCAGCUUGACUUCUGGUUCGCCUGCUCCGGCUUCAGGAAGAGCAGCCAGGAGAAGAGGCCCAAGCUGGCCAAGGCCAUUUACAGGAAGUAUAUCCAGGAUAGUAACGGGAUCGUGUCGAGGCAGAUUAAACCAGCUACCAAGAGCUUCAUCAGAGACUGUGUGGUUAGACUGCAUCUGGACCCUGCCAUGUUCGAGCAGGCCCAGACAGAGAUCCAGAGCACCAUGGAGGAGAACACCUACCCUCUGUUCCUCAAGUCAGACCUGUACCUGGAGUACACCCAGACAGGGGAGGAGAGCCCCAAACCACCCAGCGACCACAGCUCCUCAUCGGGUACUGGUCCUGGGCCACCGGGGCCUGGCUACCUGCCCACCCUCACAGAGGACGUAGAGUGGAGGUGCCGGGAGGAGGGAGAGGAGGAGGAGGAGGAAGAGGAGGGCGGGGAUACGCAGGCCAGCAGGCUGACUCAGAGGUUGCUAAUGGAGACUGCUCCUCACAGAGUGUCGACCAAUCGGAGGGCAGGGGAUAGCAGAGAGUACAGACCGUGCAGAGAGCCGGUAGUUAACCCCUACUACGUAAACAUGGGUUACGCCCGCGCCCCUGCCACCAGUGCUAACGACAGCGAACAGCAGAGCAUGUCCAGCGCCUCCGACGUUGACACACUCUCACUGACCGACAGCAGUGUGGAUGCUAUUCCGCCCUACCGGUAUCGUAAACAGCAUCGUAGAGAGAUGCAUGACAGUGCCAAAGCCAACGGACGUGUGCCCCUACCUCAUAUACCUCGCACGUACCGCAUGCCGAAGGACAUCCACGUCGAGCCGGAGAGGUUUGCUGCUGACCUCAUCAGUCGACUGGAGGGAGUUCUGAGAGAGAGAGAUGCACAGGAGAGACUGGAGGAGAGACUGAAGAGAGUCAGACUGGAGGAGGAGGGCGACGACGCCGACGUCUCCAUGGUGAACUCCCUCCCCUCCUACGGCAACAAGCCCCUGCCCCCCUCCACCCCGUCCCUCCACCCCCACUACGGGUCCCGUUAUUCAGAGACCUCGUACAAUGGCGUUCUGGCGCUACAGGACGCGCACGAGGAGAACCCGGAGUCCAUCUUGGACGAGCACGUCCAGAGAGUGAUGAAGACGCCGGGGUGCCAGUCACCAGGCACCGGGAGACACUCACCCAAGACCCGCUCCCCCGACGGAGGGGUAGGGGUGUACCCUCCGCCCCACUCUGGGAGAACCCAGGGGCCUCCGGGGACCAAAGGUCACAAGCCAGGAGCCAAAGGAGGGGACCCGGCGGGGAUGGGAGCAGGUGUGUACCACCACAAGCAUGGAUACCACCACCCCCAGGGGGCACCAAGCCCAACGAACCCCAGAUGGAUGAGGUGGUGCUGGGUGGAGGCGGAGGCUCCAGGACCCAGGGGAGCGUCCUGUAACGGGGAGGCCCACCACUACGCUACCGGGAAGGGACGCAACUACGCGGACGGGGCUGGGACCAUGGACGCCUUGGGCUAUAGCAGUAAGGGCAGCACCCUAUCGAAGCGCGGCUCUAAGAAGGGGGCGGAGCCGGCAGGUAAAGGUGAUGAGGGGCGUGUCCAGGAGGCCCAGGUACCGCUGGAGGACCUGGAGAGAAACCACAAGAUACUGCAGUGGAUGAUGGAGGGGGAGGCACUACGACACAAGAAGAACACACACGGGAGUACUACAGGCUCCAGGAAGACCCAGGGGAGUGUGGAGGUGUCGAGGCCCAGCUCGGUGGAGCGUCCUGGGGCAGUGCACCCCUGGGUGAGCGCCCAGCUGCGGAACAACGUGCAGCCCUCCCACCCCUUCAUCCAGGACCCCACCAUGCCCCCCAACCCCGCACCCAACCCCCUCACCCAACUAGAGGAGGCCCGGAGGAGACUGGAGGAGGAGAGGAGGAGGUCCGCCCUGCUGCAGGCUAAGCAGAGGCAGAAGUCUUUAAGCAGUAAGAAGCAGGUGUCACAGUGUGACAACGUAACCGUGGCGUACUACUUCUGUGGCGAGCCCAUCCCCUACCGCACCACGGUCAAAGGUUGCGUGGUGACCCUGGGACAGUUCAAAGAGCUACUCACCAAGAAGGGCUUCUACAGGUUCUACUUUAAGAAGGUGAGUGAUGAGUUUGACUGUGGCGUGGUGUUUGAGGAGGUCAGAGAGGACGACGCCAUCUUGCCCAUCUUUGAGGAGAAGAUCAUCGGCAAGGUAGAGAAGGUGGACUGAACCAGGAAACAGGAAAUGGAGCCAGUAGGAAGUGGAGGAGGAACGAUGACGCGGAGGAAGAGGAGGUGGAGAGAGAGAGGGCUUUUGGAAGAGGAGGGAGGGAGGGAAUGUAAAGGAGGGUAGGAAAGGAUGAGGGAUGGGAUGGUCAACAGAAUGUCACUGCCUGGAUCAAGCGUAGAGGAACACACGUUUGGAAAGGAGGAUGAGACAGUGGGAUGAACAGGGUGAAAAAGACGAUUCCUAAACAGUCUUCCACUCCUGCUCUGGGGGAGUUGUUGUUCUCCUUCCAGAACCAGCUGCUGCUAAGUUGCUAUGGAGACAUCAUGGUGCUGGGAACAACAGAGGUUGACGGCCGAGUUCCAUUCCGGAAUCUCACUCCCUUCCCUUCAGUCCCUAGGCUCGUCGCUGAGGGGGCAGAGGGGCUGUAUGCGUCCCAAAUAGCACCCUAUACCCCAGUGAUCAUCAACUAGAUUCGGGCCACGGGCUGAUUUUUAUUCUUGAGCGAAUGGUCAGGUGGCCCGAGUAGAUAACUACAAAUAAUUUGUGGACUGCAAAUUGACCACAAGAAGCACAAACAUAUAUAAUAUUUGACUAAAACAUAAUCAUUUCAAACUUCUGGAAAUCUGAUAUCCAAAAUUCGAAUCACUUGGAGCUGAAAGCUGGUGUUUUUACAAGCUUUUAUAUUCCAAUGAAGCCCUUUGGGCCCUGGUCAAAAGUAGUGCCCUAAUAUAGGGAAUAGGGUGCAGCAAUGAGGUGAUGUUUUCAUAACGGAGCAGAGCCUUCAUCUCCUCGACAUGUGGACAUCAUAAUGACAUCAUAAAGAACCUUCAUGCUCCGUCCUCUGAUGAUGUCACCUAGCGAUGUCAAAGCAUUCUGUUCACCCAAACAAACAAACAAACAAACAUGUUCUAUAAAUCUCCUUUACUAAAGCUGUAUAUUUUUGAUACAACGCUAUGCCUACGGACAAAAGGAACAACAGUCUUUUUACCUGUAGACAUUUAUUAGUAUAUUUCUGGGUGGGUGUAAUGUACAGGGACUAGUAGGUUUUAACACAUGUACAGACUAGGGCGGCAUCCCAAAUGGAAUCCUGUUCCCUCUAUAGUGCACUGCUUUUGAUCAGAGCCCAUAGGGUAGCAGUGCGCUCUAGGAAAUAGGAUGCCGUUUGGGAUGCGGCCUGUGUGUUUCUAAACGAUCAAAGCUCGGUUGUGUCCCAAAAUUACACCCUAUUCCCCAGGUAGUGCACUAUUUCAUUUAGUGCACUACGUGGGGGUUAGGUUGUGGUUUGGGACUCAAUCCCUUGUGUUUUACAUAUGUAAAGGUUUUAUAUUUUAAAGCUAGCUGGCUGUGAGUCCUGUCAGGGCCGCCAUUUUUGUUUUCAGUCACUCCAUGCUUCUUCUCCAGGAGCCGCGUCAUGUCUGUUAUCCCAUUCAACUGCCUCCUGGCUGUGUGUCCCAAAGGCCACCCAGUGCCGCAGCAUGCCAUUUGGGACACAUCCUCUGACUUCUGUCCAAACCGAUCCCCUUACACCCUAGGUUGAUCCCUAUCCCCUACACCCUAGGUUGAACCCUAUCCCCCUACACCCUAGGUUGAUCCCUAUCCCCUACACCCUAGGUUGAACCCUAUCCCCUACACCCUAGGUUGAACCCUAUCCCCUACACCCUAGGUUGAACCCUAUCCCCCUACACCCUAGGUUGAACCCUAUCCCCUACACCCUAGGUUGAACCCUAUCCCCUACACCCUAGGUUGAACCCUAUCCCCUACACCCUAGGUUGAACCCUAUCCCCUACACCCUAGGUUGAACCCUAUCCCCUACACCCUAGGUUGAACCCUAACCCUUACACCCUAGGUUGGGAGUAGGGGCUCUGGGUUGGUUUGGAAUUCAGAAAACUGUCUUGUCGAUCGUGAAUGUACUGCAACUCUCCCUAACUUCUCCUCAGUCCCAGGGCCGGGCCUGUAUCUGUUUCAGAUCAAAAGCUGCCCCAUAGCACAGCACAGAUCUAGGAGCAGCUUGCCCUAAUCCAGGUUGUGUCUCAAAUGACACCCUGUUCCCUAUCUAGUGCACUACUUUUGACCAGUGUUCAUAGGGCUGUGGUAUGAAGUAGUGCACUAGAUGGGGUAUAUGGUGCCAUUUGGGAUGCAACCCCCCACACUCUCAGGAGAGGAAAAUGGUGGAACUGUCUUAGCAUCCGUUUUUACUCCCAAGCCCUGUCAAGGUUCCUGGACUGUAUGUUCUAUGUAGUACGUUGUAUUUCUACAAUGAACUGAUCUACGGUGCGUUGAUCUAUGUAAACAGCCAAAGAACAUCAUAACCUGUCUGUGUCCGUACACUGUCUGUGUCUCUGUCCGUACAGUUAGCCCCGUCGUGAAAUAUCUUGUUUUAUUGUGUAUCUGUCUGCAUGGCAGAAAUUAACAUGGUUAUCCCUAUUGCCCCCAAUAGUCCAGUCUAUAAUGUGGAGUUAAAUGUAUUGGGUUUUAAAUCACCUUCUGGGGAAACAGUGCCUACAGGUGACUUGUACUCCGAUCUGGUCAAAGAGGGUAAAAUACACAAUAGGAAUACUUCAUCCCCAAAUCCAAGAUGGCGGCCCACUAUAAAUCCAAGAUGGUGGCCCACUAUAAAUCCAAGAUGGUGGCCCACUAUAUCUCCCCCCUCUGAACUAUAACAUUUUAGAUGAAAAUAAAUGUGUUUAUACAAUAAUAUCUGUCCAAUAAUCUCCAAGCAUGUUCUUAUUUUAUAUUGAAUGUCUUUUACGAUUAUACAUGAUUUUAGUUUGUUUUAUUUGUAGUAAACUACAUUGCCCCCUUUGAAUGGUAUUUAAUGCUAUGUUAUUGGAAGUAUUGGGGGAUGUCCCGAAUGGUACACUAUUCCCUAUAUAGCACACUACUGGCCUCUGGUCGAAAGCAGUGCACUAUAUAGGGAAUAGGGUGCCAUUUGAGACAUUUCCUUGUAAUUCUCAUAAAUGAAUGGGAAAGCUGUAAGGGUCCUUUUUUAUAACGGUCAUUAUUAUUGUCAUUUAAUUUAACUAAGUCCUUACAGGGUCACUACAGAGUAUGUGGGCUGAUCUAGGAUCGGUUUUAACCUUCUUUUUUUUUUUGAUCGCAAUGAAUAACAUUACAUGGACGGGGAUCCUAGAUCCAGCCAAUCUACAAUGAGAAGCUUUCUGAAUACAGGCCCAGACACCGCAGUCGUGGUGGUGUGAAAACAGUGCCUUUUUAAUACCAGCGUAACUUUAGAUCACCGAUUGUCAUAGAACCUGUCAGUACAUGUAUUAGCCUGUAGGUGGUGCUGUUUUUAAAUUACUGUCGUUUUGUUUGUUAUUUUCAACCAACAUUACAUCAUUUUUGUUUAUUAUUUUCAACCAACAUUACAUCAUUUUGUUUAUUAUUUUCAACCAACAUUACGCCGUGUCGGUCUGGACAAGCCUACUCUUCACUAUGUAAAUAUGUACAUUGCCAUAUUUCCUAUGUUUCAGUCCUCACCCGUUGACAGACAGCCGGUCUCUGAGGUUUAUUGACUACAGACUACACAGAGACUGCAGAGCGCUGGAUUCACUUGUACAUUUCUUUUUAAAAAGGUACUUCGUUAAUAAAUACAUUGAAUAAAUACGA